Cuscuta epithymum is the source of this 1575-nucleotide messenger RNA. The record is from the annotation of a GenBank genome assembly. Lineage: Eukaryota; Viridiplantae; Streptophyta; Magnoliopsida; Solanales; Convolvulaceae.
AAAAUAUUCUCCAUAUUUUGGCUUCGGUUUUACAUGGUAUCAGAGCGUUGAUCCGGGACCAACCGGUAGCGCAAUCGUGACAAAAGAUGGCCGGCGAGACAGUCAACGUCGGUGAAGGAAACCGUGAACAAGGUGAACGACGGAAGAUUAAUGAUCCGUCCUCGCCGUACUACUUGUCGAGCUCAGAUUUUCCAGGAUUGCACAUAUGUGCGGUUGUUCUCAAGGGUGAGAGCAAUUAUCGGGAAUGGGCGACGGCAAUGAAGAAUGCGUUCCGUGCAAAACGGAAAAUGGGGUUUCUUGACGGAACCAUCAAACGACCCAUGAACAAUGAAAGAGAUCUCGAAGACUGGUACACCGUCAAUUCUAUGGCGGUGGGUUGGAUUAUGACGUCGGCGGAUCCGGCUCUCCGGUCUAACUUGGCCUAUAUGGACAGCGUGUAUGACCUGUGGAAUGACAUGGAAGCAUGUUUUGCCGUUGGAGAUGCAAUGAGAACUUACGAAUUGAAGGAGUUGAUUCGUAAUUGCCGUCAACGAGGGCAGCCAAUCACCACCUAUUUUGGACAACUCAAGACGCUAUGGGAUGAUUACGACGGACUUCGGAAUUUACCUCAAUGCACUUGCAAUGGUUGCACGUGUGACCUCAAGAAAUUGUUCAUCAAGCAUGUUGAAAACGAAAAAACUAAUGAUUUUUUGAUGGGCCUUGACACCGAGACUUACUGCAAUUUACGUUCUAAUGUACUUGGUGCAGAUGAAUUGCCAUCGUUAACUAAAGUGUACAACAUGGUGGUGCAAGAAGAAAGACAUCAAAAUAUGACACGAGGGAGAGAAGGAAAACAAGAAGUGGUGGCAUUUGCUACACGUACUGGACCUGUUGUUGGGAAGGAUGAAAGAGUGAGGUGCACCUAUUGUCAAAAAUCUGGCCAUGAUUUUGAUAAUUGUUUUCGACGAACCGGAAAUUAUCCGGAAUGGUGGUAUGAAAACCCGGGCCGUGCUCGAGGAGGAAGAGAACGGGGAGGAUCCGGUCGUGGCAGCCCCGGACGUGGAGGUUCGAGUAGAGGAGCUGGACGAGGAACUGCACAUGCUAUGCACGUGGGCGAGUACCAGGCAGAUAAUACAUCGGCACAAGGAGUAAAGGAGGUGGUCCUACAUAAGCCGGGAUUCACCGAUGAACAGUGGCAGACGUUCAUCAAACUGAUGGAAAACUGUAAGGCUACUUCCUCCGGGGAAAAACUCUCAGGACCUACCUACGAGGAUGCCGAUUGGAGUGGGUGAACGACGAGGGGGAGUUUAUUUUUUCCGGGGUCUGGAUCAAGCACAGGCAUAUGCAGUGGGAAGUUCAGAUUCAGGUGUUUUGUGGCACUCGAGGUUGGGUCAUCCGUCAAUAAAAGUACUUCGUUUGCUUGGUUAUUUCAAUAAACCGUUGUUGCAUUUUGAUCAAAAUAAAGUGUGUGAAGCCUGUAUGAGAGGCAAACAGACUCGUGAUAGUUUUGUUGUUAGUAGUAGUCGUGCUAUUGAACCUUUCGAGUUAAUUCACUGUGAUAUUUGGGGUCCUUAUAGUGAAAUGUCUACUUGUGGU